AUGUCCAAGGCCAUGGGUGUCACGUCUGUCGAGAUGCCGAAUCCUCAGUUGACCACAUCGUCAUCAAUUCGUCGGUUGAAUCUGGGGAUUCGCAGUCUCAUCGCUCAGGCAUCGGCAUGGUUGUUCGACUGGACUCCCUUCGUGUUGGUCUCCACUUACUAUAUUGCGUCGACUGCAGUAUACACAUCAGCAACUGAAGGAACUAUCAAGGUGUUCUACUUUGUUUACAUGGCUGUCAACUUCUAUAUUGCCAUGUGUACGGUCAUUGAAGCUUUCCUUGGCAUCUCUCCUCUUCGUGAAUCCAGACAGGCCGCAGAUGAGGUCGAUCAGAACAACAGCCAGUUUCCAACACCUGAUGACGAGCUACCGAUAAUCGACCUUGUGAUCGUAGCAUAUCUUCCUAAUGAGCAGGAUAUAGUCAAGGAUCAAGUGUGCUAUGCUUUGGAUGAGCUGGUCUAUCCUCGAAGCAAGCUGAGAGUCAACCUUGUGUACAAUACACCAAAGCCAAUCGAGCCCCUCCAGUCCGAGUUGGCAGAAAUGGAGAAGCAGUAUCCACAACUCACUGUCACCAACGUCCCCGGCUCCAAAUCGAAGGCCGAUAACCUCAACUAUUUCUUCAAGUUCAACACAGGUGCUGACAUCAUUGCGAUCUUCGAUUGUGAUCACUUCCCGCAUCCUUACAACCCUCGUUGGGCCGCUGAGCGGUUCGUGAAGGACUCUUCGGUGGAUAUUGUCCAAGGUCGUUGUGUUGUCUACAAUACGGGCGAAACGUUCUUCACCAAGAUGAUCGCGAUUGAGUUCGACAAGAUCUAUGCAGUGUCUCAUCCCGGCCGCAGUCGCUUGUUCAACUUUGGUCUCUUCUGCGGCAGCAAUGGCUACUGGAAAGCUGAUCUACUCAAGGGACAUCAGAUGCACGGACACAUGCUGUGCGAAGACAUUGACUCCGCGCUUCGUGCAUAUGGUGAGGGCAAGAAGGCGGUGCACGACAUGAACGUCCUUUCCUAUGAGAUGGCUCCCACUAAUUUUGCUGCGUUCUGGAAACAACGCAUGAGAUGGGCUCAAGGCUGGACUCAGGCCAGUAUCAGACAUAUGCCUCUUAUCUGGAACAAUCCACCUGGUGGCAAGCGUACCAUCAGUGAGCGUUUCGGAGUUUUGUCCCUUCUCUUCGUUCGAGAGAUCAGUUACUACCUGGUCACCCAGCAUACAUGCUUGCUGUUGUCGUUCAUCAUCACGGACUGGCCAAAGAACCCAACAGAACUUGUGAAGCUGAUCUUCUUCCGCUAUCCGAUGGCUGAGUGGUUCUUCUUCGCGACCAUUAUUUGUCUUAUGUUCACACUUGCAAUCACACAAAUGGCUCGAUCAGAGUUCACGACUAUGUGGAUGAUGAUAAUGUUUUCGAUUAUCUAUACGCCUUAUCUGAUCUUGAUGGCGACUAUGGGAAUUUAUGGUCAUGCGCGUCAAAUCAUCGGCUACAGCAAGUGGAAUGCCACGUCUCGUAAAUGA
This is a messenger RNA of Aureobasidium melanogenum CBS 110374, 1503 nucleotides long. RefSeq lists its product as uncharacterized. Lineage: Eukaryota; Fungi; Ascomycota; Dothideomycetes; Dothideales; Saccotheciaceae. The record is from RefSeq and is a predicted model, not a curated record. The coding region runs from base 1 to 1503 and encodes 500 amino acids. The transcript is spliced from 5 exons.